GGGAUGCUUCUCUGAUCUUUUUUGUUCGUUUUAAAUGUGUAGACACUUGUCUCAGAGACAGACACUUUUCUGUAUCACAGGAGGACCGUUUCUUUGAUUUUCUCAAUUUUUCUUCUUCUUUACUGGAAAAGCUUGCGUAAAGAGCUUAUACACAAUGUUGGGCUUGGAUGUGUGUGAAUUUGGAGGACAGUUUCUGGAACUGCUCUGGUUAACAGUUUGCUACAGAGGCAUCAUGGCUGAUAAAGAGACAGGCGUACCAGUGGUUGAGGAUGAGGACGAGCAAGAUCUGAACUACCAGCCUCCAGCCCAGAAGAGCCUGCAGGAGAUCCAGGAUCUGGACAAGGAUGAUGAAAGCUUGAACAAGUACAAGCAGACCCUCCUGGGCUCUGGACCUGUGGUGGCAGAUCCCACCAUUCCCAAUGUUCAGGUGACCCGACUGACUCUAAUGUGUGACCAGGCCCCUGGACCCAUCACCAUGGACUUGACAGGUGACCUGGAUGCCUUGAAGAAAAAGAAUUUCACCAUGAAAGAGGGAGUGGACUACAGGGUGAAAAUCCACUUCAAGGUCAACAGGGACAUCGUGUCUGGACUGAAAUAUGUGCAUCUGACCUACAGGAAAGGACUGAGAGUGGAUAAGGCAGUAUACAUGGUUGGAAGCUACGGCCCGAGAGUCGAGGAGCAUGAGUUUAUGACCCCAGUGGAGGAGGCUCCGAAGGGCAUGAUCGUCCGGGGAAGCUACCACAUCAAAUCCUACUUCACAGAUGAUGACAAGACAGACCACCUGUCCUGGGAGUGGAACCUGCAAAUCAAAAAAGAUUGGGACAAUGCAGAAUAAAGACGUCCCAGGUGUCUUUCGCCCAGAGCAACGUUCUGGAUCCAUGACAGGUGUUUAAAAGAGAGACUUAGGCUAGGCAGAUAUACGACCGGUGUUGGAUUUGUACUUGAUUAAUGAAUAAUUAAUCAUAUUAAAAUUACCAUAUUGAACAUUUCUUGCGUAUUAGGCAUAAUAAAUGGUGAGGACACGCAGAGACUGGCAGGGUAUUGGAGGUGACUUGGUUCUUGUAAUGAUGGUAAAAUUAACAAAAGAGAUUCUUCAUGCCUGUACUCUCAGGUUAGUGUACACUGUAAAUGUAAAUAUUAGGAUGUCUGUAUUCUUGCAUUGCAUCUAAAGUUCUUUACAAAGCCCAUGAUCGGAUCAGUGCAUGCUUGAGUGUGAAGCCAUCGUGUUUGCAAUGGCUUAUAUCCUGUAUUGAUGAUGAUGUAAUCAGCCUGCUUUUAAAACUGAUAAAUACAUGUGUAAGAUGUGAUUUGUAAUAUGUGUUUAAAAGGUAUUCUUGAGCAUUGCAACCCUGCUGAAAAGACGAGCAUAUUCCCACGCUGGGCUAGUCAGUAUUAUUGCUAGUUAUUCUUGUUGAGAUACAUGAUCAGAGGAAGAUCACGUGUACUGGUGACUUGCAUUGCUGGUCUUUUAAGCAAGGAAACUGAGCCCAUAGUCAAGCACGCUUCUCAUACCAUAUAACUGUUCAAAUCUGUCCAGGAUUCUGUAACUGUGUCAUUCAUCUACUGUAACUUUUUGUCAUUCUAAAUUCCAAAAUAAAUACAUUUUAUUGUU
Messenger RNA from Triplophysa dalaica, 1612 nucleotides. It is a transcript of the gene arhgdig, whose product is annotated as Rho GDP dissociation inhibitor (GDI) gamma. The transcript has 6 exons. NCBI's taxonomy places the organism in Eukaryota, Metazoa, Chordata, Actinopteri, Cypriniformes, Nemacheilidae. The record is from RefSeq and is a predicted model, not a curated record. Bases 155 to 835 code for a protein of 226 amino acids. Gene Ontology annotation, cellular component: cytoplasm; membrane; cytosol. Gene Ontology annotation, molecular function: protein binding; Rho GDP-dissociation inhibitor activity. Gene Ontology annotation, biological process: Rho protein signal transduction.